UUACACAGUCUUUUUUUUUAGCAGGUAGAUAGGAAGGGAUGCUAAGGAACCUGGUCAAGUACCACCAUCUAGUGGACAAAUAUGAUAACAGACCAGAAACUUCCUGAAUUCUCCGCCUCUCCUCCUGUCAGAGUAUAAAGCUGGGACAGAGUCACUGCUGAGACAGAAAGAUACACAGAAGAGAAAAGACAAUUCAACCAGCUUUCAUCUGCCAACAAAAAGACUCAAGACUUGAAACUCUGAAAAUGCUGUGCUCUCGAGGUCUUCACUCUGAUCUCAGUCCAUCCAUGUUCUUCUUCUCACCUGUACGCAGUCUGUGGCCAGAGGUCAGACCUCUGUUCUACCAGCGGGAUCUGUUGCAGAGGAACCUGCAGGAGCUGCGCAGCAGUCUGGAGCUGAUGGACAAAUUUCAAGACAAGAUCCUGGAGGAGACGGAGCCUUUCCAGAGCAGUGUGACCCUGCAACCAGUGAGCUUCCAGCUGGACAAAGAUGGACAGAACUUUGGCCUGACCCUGGACACUCAAGGCUUUUCUCCAGAGGAGCUGUCUGUCAGGCAGGUGGGCAGAAAGCUGAGAGUCAGCGGGAAGACAGAGAAGAAACAGGAGGACGGGAAAGGCUCCUACUCUUACAGACUCCAGGAGUUCAGACAAGAGUUGGAUCUGCCUGAAGGCCUGAACCCUGAAGCCGUCACCUGCUGCCUGUCUCCAGACGGAAAGCUCCACAUCCAGGCCGCCAAAGAGGAGGCUGACAGAGAACUGACCAUCAAGAGGAGCUCGGAGGAGGAACCACAGCAGAGAGAGUUCACAGAAACAAGAUAGCAAAGUGCAGACUCCCAAUACAUCAUAGAACAAACAGGAGAACCUGGACUUAAACUCUACAUGUGCAUAUCUGAUCAUUUCUUAUUAAUGGUAUUUAAGCUAAUUUAGCUCAUUUUGAUGUUAAACAUGUCUUCAUUUUUAAAUGUAUUAUUUAGUUCUGACUGUUUGUAACAAACAUGUUCAUGAAAAUGUCAGAGACAUAUGUAAUUGAGCAAUCAUAACCAAUCAGUUGAUUUAGAUAUUUACUCAUAUUUUUUUGGAUGAUCAAAGUUGAGAAAAUAAAUUGUUCAA
Messenger RNA from Oryzias latipes (Japanese medaka), 1109 nucleotides. Its product is annotated as heat shock protein 30-like. Gene Ontology annotation, cellular component: cytoplasm; nucleus. NCBI's taxonomy places the organism in Eukaryota, Metazoa, Chordata, Actinopteri, Beloniformes, Adrianichthyidae. The record is from RefSeq and is a predicted model, not a curated record. Gene Ontology annotation, biological process: response to heat; protein refolding.